Molecule: messenger RNA, 369 nt
Organism: Blastocystis hominis
Lineage: Eukaryota; Bigyra; Opalinata; Blastocystidae
Exons: 4
Coding region: 1-339 (112 amino acids)
Cellular component (GO): cytosol
Molecular function (GO): cysteine-type endopeptidase inhibitor activity
Source: RefSeq, a predicted model, not a curated record
AUGUACGCUGCGAAUAAGUUUUUUUUGAUUGCUACUGUUCUCUGUGCUGCUAGUGCGAUGCUAGUCGGACAUAUGAUCUCUUCACCCGUGGAUGAGAGAGUCGUGGAGGUUGUGAAUCAAGUGAGACCUCAAGUGGAAAGUCAGAUCAAUGAGAAGUUCUCCAUUUUUAAGCCUGUGGAGGUGGCUAAACAAGUUGUUGCGGGUCUGAACUACUUUGUGAAGGUGGACAUUGGCAACAACCGAGCUAUUCACUUGCGCAUAUACGACCAUUUCAAUGAUGUGUCUCUGACCAAGGUUCUCACCGGCAAGACUCUGGAUGAUCCUCUUGUAUAUUUCUAAGGUGAUUUCUGUAUUUUUGUGACUGUACUA